GACUGCUGGGCUUUUCUUGCUGUUGAAAAUUCACCAGGCACUGAACAGAAAUUUUUCUCCUCUCUUCCUGGAUAUCUUCUUAAACAUGAAGGCAAUAAGCUUAUUCAUCCUGGCAGGAUUUAUAGGAAAGUUUGAAAUAUUUUCAAGUGCCUCUUCUCCAAUCAAUUGCCAGUGGAAUUCCUAUGGCCCUUGGUCAGAAUGCAGUGGCUGCACCAACACUCAGACUCGCAGGCGGACGGUUGCUGUUUAUGGCCAGUAUGGGGGCCAUGCUUGUGCCGGAAGUGCUUUUGAAACACAGCUGUGUAAACCUGUCCGUGGCUGUCCAAUAGAAGAAGGAUGUGGAGAGCGUUUCAGAUGUUUUUCAGGUCAGUGCAUUAGCAAAUCUUUGGUUUGCAAUGGGGAUGCUGACUGUGAAGAAGAUAGUGCUGAUGAAGACAAAUGUGAAGACUUAAGACAUGCCUGCAACCUGGACAAACCUCCUCCCAAUAUAGAACUUACUGGAAAUGGUUACAAUGCAUUCACUGGCAGUUUCGGGAGCAGAGUCAUCAACACCAAAAGCUUUGGUGGUCAGUGCAGAAAGGUGUUUAGUGGGGAUGGACAACAGUUCUACAGACUGAGUGGAAAUAUUCUCUCCUACACAUUCCAGGUGAAGAUAAAUAAUGAUUUUAAUUAUGAAUUUUAUAAUAGUAGCUGGUCUUAUGUAAAGCAUACAUCAACAGAUUAUUCUUCAUCUUCAAGUCGCAGUUUCUCUUUUAUAUAUUCAAGCUCUUCUUCAGAAAGUCGAACUUCAACAACCUUCAAUGAAAUCCAUAAAAAUAAGAAUUAUCAGUUGAUGGUUGUUCAGAACAAUGUUGAAGUGGCACAGUUUAUCAAUAACAAUCCAGAAUUUUUGCAACUCUCUGAGCCAUUUUGGAAGGAGCUUUCCUACCUUCCCUCUCUGUAUGACUACAGUGCCUACCGAAAGUUAAUUGACAAAUACGGGACACAUUAUCUACAGUCUGGUUCCUUAGGAGGAGAAUACAAAGUUCUAUUCUAUCUGGAUUCAGACAAAAUCAAACAACGUGGUCUCAAAUCAAUAGAUCAGAAUAAAUGCGCUUCUUCACAUGUUAAUAUUAUAUUUGCUCAGUCCAAAAGCCAGGAAUGUGAGGAUCUAAAAGAGACCUUAAAAAAAGCUUCAGGAACUGGGAAGAAAGGGUUGGAAGGAGACACUCUUGUCAGAGGGGGAAGUUUAGCCUUUGUGUCUGGUCUGAGUUACUUGGACUUGGAAGAUCCUGCUGGAAACAGGCAGCGAUAUUCUGCAUGGGCAAGAUCUGUGACUGAUAAUCCCAAGGUCAUAAAACAAAAGCUGACACCUUUGUAUGAGCUAGUAAAAGAGGUACCCUGUGCCUCUGUGAAAAGACUAUACUUGAAACGGGCUCUUGAGGAAUAUUUGGAUGAAUUUGAUCCCUGCCACUGCCGACCUUGCCAAAAUGGUGGCCUCCCCACCGUUCAGGGGACCCAGUGCUUGUGCCAUUGUAAGCCAUACACAUUUGGUGUAGCCUGUGAACAUGGAGUACUUGUGGGGGAUCACGCAGGAGGGGUUGAUGGAGGAUGGAGUUGUUGGUCUUCUUGGGAACCCUGUGUUCAAGGGAAGAAAACAAGGACCCGGCAAUGUAAUAACCCACCUCCUAGUGAUGGUGGGAAAUCCUGUAUUGGAGAAACAUCAGAAAACAAGCCGUGUGAGGAUGAAGAGCUGGAGCAUUUCCGAUUGCUUGAACCACAUUGUUUUCCUUUGAUUUUGACCCCAACAGAAUUCUGUGCAACACCACCUGUUUUGAAAAAUGGAUUUGUCCAAGUGGGUUAUGAGGAUGAAGGCACCCGGUUUCCUGUUGGGAAAAACAUAGUAUAUAGUUGCAAUGAAGGAUUCUCUCUUGUUGGAGACCCUGUUGCUAGGUGUGGAGAUGAUUUACAGUGGCAUGUUGGGGAAAUGCACUGUCAGAAAAUUGCCUGUGUGCUGCCGGCACUGAUGGAUGGCCUGCAAGGCCAUCCCCACAAACCUUUUUACACAGUUGGCGAGACGGUGACCUUGUCCUGUUCAGGUGGCAUGUCCUUAGAAGGUUCUGCAGCAUUUCUCUGCGGAUCCAGCCUUAAGUGGAGUCCUGAGAUGAAGAAUGCUCGCUGUGUGCAAAAAGCCCCUCCUGUGACAGAGGCAGUACCUACAUGUCAGCCCUGGGAGAAACUGCAAAAUUCUAGAUGUGUUUGUAAAAUGCCCUAUGAGUGUGGAUCCUCCUUGGCUGUAUGCGCUCGAGAUGAGAGAAGCAAAAGGAUACUGCCCCUGACUGUUUGCAAGAUGCAUGUUCUCCACUGUCAGGGUAGAAAUUUCACUCUCACUGAAGAGAGCUGUGCUCUGCCUGCCUCCAGCAAGAAAGCUUGUGGUGUGUGUCCCCUGUGGGGGAAAUGUGAUGAUCAAAGUGGCCAGUGUGUCUGCAGAGAAGCCUCAGAAUGCAAGGAAGAAGGACUUCAAGUGUGUGUGGUGGUGGAUGGCAGAGAACAGACCAUGACAGAGUGCGAGGCUGGCACCCUCCAGUGCCAAGGGCAGAGCAUCUCAGUCACCAGCAUCAGGGCCUGUGGUGCCCAGGCCCACUAGGCUCCUGGGUGCUGGUAAUAGGUUUGGUGGGUGUAUCCAAGCCACUGUGGCUGGGUUAAAGAUCUGCAUUACCGGCACUUAACUUCUGCAUAGACACGUUCUUUCUCCUUCCCCUCCAGUGCUCACUUCGGUAUUCCGUGCCAGUCAAUGUGUAAACACAACCUGGUGUUCUCCCAAACCAUGAUCCAGGUGGGCUUUUUUCUCCUUUUUAAAAAUCUUAGGAUAAGGAAUAUUCAUGAGAAUUUGCAUGAGCUGUGUGCGCUUAGAAAAAUGGCGAAGUUCCCUGGGCUUGAGGUUUUUGUUUUUUUUUUUUUUGUCUGAAAAAUAAAGAAUUAAACUCAAAUGUGUCUGCAGAGAAGCCUCAGUGCUAGGAUGUUAUUAAGUUUGAUUGACCCCAACUGUGGUCCAAAAUGCUUCCUAUAAAUAGGUUAGGGAAACCAAGAAUAGAGAGGUUCCCCUCAAUGCCAUAAAUACAAAAGGAACUUUGAAGGGAAAAAGACAGAUACAAUUAUUCUAUCCCAACUGGUAAUCUCUGGCUUCAUUCUAUUGACUCAAACACCACAAGUAGGGAUCCCUAAUCUUGUAGGAGACUGAAGCACUGAAUGUCACCGUGAAAUUCAUCACACUAUGACCACAGGGGUCUUCUGCCUUCUUGUCUGAGAACAAAUACAAUUCAGUCUUCUCUUUAGGGCUUUUCUUUUGUAUAUGUCAAACAGGAGGCCUGCAAUUUGGCACCCUCCUCCCCUUUUCUUUUGUAAGAACCAUCAUUCAUGCCUGUGCCAUUCAGUGAUUGUGUAUUUGAGAGAGCAAUUUUCUCUACCGUGGAUACACGCUCAGAUUGUUCAGGGGGUAUACAGGUAGAUCAAUUUGAAGCAUUGGCCUUCUGUUUAUUUCUUAUUCAUCUUUCAUCAAAACAAAAAAGCCGUGGGAGGUGAAAUGAAUGGGCUUAAAUGGAAUUUAAAAUACGCUUUCAUUACAAACAGUAUCUGUAUUUUUCUGAUACUGAUAAAAACAUUUCAGUAGAACU
Messenger RNA from Condylura cristata (star-nosed mole), 3653 nucleotides. RefSeq names its product complement component 7 (gene C7). Gene Ontology annotation, molecular function: protein binding. NCBI's taxonomy places the organism in Eukaryota, Metazoa, Chordata, Mammalia, Eulipotyphla, Talpidae. The record is from RefSeq and is a predicted model, not a curated record. Gene Ontology annotation, biological process: immune response. Gene Ontology annotation, cellular component: membrane attack complex. The transcript is spliced from 18 exons. Bases 86 to 2626 code for a protein of 846 amino acids.